Molecule: messenger RNA, 1541 nt
Organism: Notolabrus celidotus (New Zealand spotty)
Lineage: Eukaryota; Metazoa; Chordata; Actinopteri; Labriformes; Labridae
Gene: vcpip1
Product: valosin containing protein (p97)/p47 complex interacting protein 1
Exons: 1
Biological process (GO): protein ubiquitination; protein K48-linked deubiquitination; protein K11-linked deubiquitination
Molecular function (GO): cysteine-type deubiquitinase activity
Source: RefSeq, a predicted model, not a curated record
UAAAGGAGAAAACAGCCGCUUCCGUGUUGUUCUUGUUAUUCUGGUGAAUAAGUGUCGUUAGUGGAGUCAGAGCUCGUGUGGCAGCCUCCCCGGAGAGAGUUUACCAUGACCCAGUGAAGCUGACUCUCAGAGCUCCACCUUUACUCCACCUUUACCCCGACAUGUCUCUGCUGCAGAGCUCCAAGAAGAAAGACAAGCGCACCAUCCUGUCUGGGACCUGCCCGGACCCCAAAUGUCAGGCGAGGCUCUUCUUCCCGGCUCACGGCUCCGUCAGCAUCGAGUGCACGGAGUGUGGGCAGAGACACGAGCAGAGGAGCCUGCUGGACGUGGAGGAGGUCACAGACCCUGAUGUGGUGCUCCACAACCUGCUCAGGAACGCCCUGCUCGGCGUCACAGGGGCCCCGAAGAAAGGCACGGAGCUGGUGAAAGUCCUGGGACUCUCCAACUACCACUGCAAGCUCCUGUCCCCGGUCCUGACCCGGUACGGCAUGGACAAGCAGACCGGGCAGGCGAAGCUGCUGAGGGACAUGAACCAGGGGGAGAUCUUUGACUGCUCCCUGCUGGGGGACAGAGCCUUCCUCAUCGAGCCGGACCAUGUCUCCACUAUGGGGUAUGGGAAGGACCGGUCAGGGAGUCUGAUCUACCUGCACGACACCCUGGAGGAGGUGAAGAAAGCCAACAGCAGCAGGGAGUGUCUGAUCCCGGUGCAUGUGGACGGGGACGGGCACUGCCUGGUCCACGCCGUGUCCAGAGCGCUGGUAGGAAGAGAACUGUUCUGGCACGCCCUGAGAGAAAACCUCAAACAGAACUUCAAGCAGAACCUGGACCGCUACAAGGCCCUGUUUCAGGAUUUCAUCGACGCCGCCGAAUGGGAGGACAUCAUCAACGAGUGCGACCCCCUCUUCAUCCCCCCUGAAGGGGUCCCGCUCGGGCUGCGCAACAUCCACAUCUUCGGUUUAGCCAACGUCCUGCACCGCCCCAUCAUCCUGCUGGACUCUCUGAGCGGGAUGAGGAGCUCCGGGGACUACUCGGCCACCUUCCUGCCCGGCCUGGUGGCGGAGGAGCAGUGCAGGGGGAAGGACGGGAAGCUCAACAAGCCCAUCUGCAUCGCCUGGAGCAGCUCCAGCAGGAACCACUACAUCCCUCUGGUGGGGAUCAAGAACAGCGUGCUGCCCAAGCUGCCGGCCCGCCUGCUCCCCAAGGCGUGGGGGAUCCCUCAGGAGCUCAUCAGGAAGUACAUCAAGCUGGAGCCCGACGGGAGCUGCGUGAUCGGAGGCGACCGCAGCCUGCAGGACAAAUACCUGAUGCGGCUGGUGAACGCCAUGGAGGAGGUGUUCAUGGAGAAGCACAGCAUCCACCCGUCGCUGGUCGCCGACGUGCACCAGUACGUUUACAGGCGGACCGGCGUGAUCGGCAUCCAGCCCGAGGAGGUCACGGAGGCGGCGAAGAAGUCUGUGAUGGAGAACCGGCUGCACCGCUGCCUGAUCUGCGGAGCGCUGUCCGAGCUCCACGUCCCUCCUGAGUGGCUGGUUCCAGGCGGG